CACUGCCCAACUUGUCACGACGCGGGAGCGCAACUGGAUUGAAUGGAAGAUUGGCCUGUGUAAAGACAUUGCCAAGGCGCCGCUCCCCUUCAUAGACAUGGAAUCUGUGCGCCGACAGAUGAAUGACACGGCGAGUGAGGAGCGUCGUUUCCCCAGCAUGAUCGCUAUCGAUCUUGUAGAGGCGUACGAUGAUCUCAUGAACGGUUAUGAAGGUCCGGCAGAUCUGGAGCGCGAUCUUCACAUUCCGACGCUGGAUGACUUGUUGAAACGCUACAAGAUGCCCCAAGAGAGGCUGACGAAGAGGCGCAAAAUCAUCGACACGGCACGGCAAAAGCAGGAGCUCGCUAAUCAGAAAGCCUCUGAAGCACGAAAGGCUCAAGCGGCUGAGACUUUAGCGAAGGAGCGUGAAAAGCUAUCCGAGAGUCAGAAGGUCGCCGCACCUACUGCGAAGCCAGCCGAGGUGAAGAAGGAUGAGAAUGCGUUGCAGCUGAACAUGGCCAAUAAGCUUGGCACGCCUCCAGCAACGCCUCCCCGCCCGGCGACCCCUCCGGUCUCGCAGUCCACUGCUGCUUCCCCUUUGCCGUCUGGCUCUCUCAGUCUAGCCGGAACGAGCAAUCCCGC
This is a messenger RNA of Dacryopinax primogenitus, 621 nucleotides long. RefSeq lists its product as uncharacterized. Lineage: Eukaryota; Fungi; Basidiomycota; Dacrymycetes; Dacrymycetales; Dacrymycetaceae. The record is from RefSeq and is a predicted model, not a curated record. The transcript is spliced from 3 exons. The annotation marks the transcript as partial.